AUGCUUCGAAACACCGUAAAAUCAACUGCCACCUCUGCUGCUGCGCGCCACUUUAGCAGCACUAGCCGCAAAGGCAUGAAAGUUCUGUGCGUGCUCUAUCCUGAUCCUGUUGAUGGAUUCCCUCCGCACUACCUCCGCGAAAGCGUUCCCGACAUCUCCAAGUACCCAGAUGGACAGACUGCACCCAACCCCAAGGCAAUUGACUUUACGCCUGGCCAUUUGCUCGGCAGCGUGAGCGGUGAGCUUGGCCUGCGCAAGUUCCUCGAGGCUAACGGCCACGAGCUAGUUGUCACCUCGGACAAGGAGGGCCCCAACUCAGUGUUCGAGCAGGAACUGCCUACUGCUGACGUCGUUAUUUCGCAGCCCUUCUGGCCCGCCUACCUCGAUGCCGACCGUAUCUCCAGAGCCAAGAACCUCAAGCUUGCUCUGACAGCAGGUAUUGGAUCUGACCACGUUGAUCUCGACGCCGCCAACAAGGCCGGCAUUACUGUCGCUGAGGUCACGUACUCCAACUCCAACAGUGUUGCUGAGCACACCGUGAUGAUGAUUCUCGGUCUCGUGCGCAACUAUAUCCCGUCCCACAAGUGGGCCACCGAGAAGCGCGGCUGGAACAUUGCUGACUGCGUUGCUCAAUCUUACGAUGUUGAGGGCAUGGAUGUCGGUGUUAUUGCUGCCGGCCGCAUUGGUUUGCGGGUUUUGCGCCUCAUGAAGCCUUUCGACGUCAACUUGCACUACUACGACUCCCGUCGCUUGCCCGCAGAAGUCGAGAAGGAGCUGAACUUGACUUACCACGACUCUCCGCAGGAUCUUGCUCGCAGCGUCGACGUUCUUUCUCUGCACUGCCCGCUCCACCCCAAGACCCAUAACAUGGUCAAUGCUGAGCUGCUGUCUCAGAUGCGCAAGGGCGCCUACAUCAUAAACACUGCCCGGGGUGCUCUGUGUGUUCGCGACGACAUUGCCAAGUCUCUUGAGGACGGCCACCUCGGUGGCUAUGCUGGCGAUGUUUGGUACCCCCAGCCUCCUCCUGCCGACCAUCCCUGGCGCACUAUGCCCCGUAACGGUAUGACCCCGCACAUUUCCGGCACGUCCCUGUCUGCCCAGGCCCGCUACGCUGCCGGCACCCGCGAGAUCUUGGAGAACUUCUUCAACAACGACCCCAUCCGUGACGUCUACUUGAUUGCCCAGGGCGGCCAGCUUGCUGGUGUUGGUGCCAAGUCUUACACUGUUGAGAAGGGCAAGGCCAGUCCCGGCUCCCACAAGGCCUAG
This is a messenger RNA of Wickerhamiella sorbophila, 1266 nucleotides long. RefSeq names its product Formate dehydrogenase. Lineage: Eukaryota; Fungi; Ascomycota; Dipodascomycetes; Dipodascales; Trichomonascaceae. Bases 1 to 1266 code for a protein of 421 amino acids. The transcript has a single exon. Gene Ontology annotation, molecular function: oxidoreductase activity, acting on the CH-OH group of donors, NAD or NADP as acceptor; formate dehydrogenase (NAD+) activity; NAD binding. The record is from RefSeq and is a predicted model, not a curated record.